AUGGAGAAGGAAAUGGCCUCAGAGAUUGAGGAGCGCGACGGAUCCGGCAGACUGUAUCGCCGCUGGAUUCACGAGCCCGACGGUCGCAUCACCGAGGUAAGCACCGCUCUCAUCCCCUUCGUCUCAAAACUAGCUUCUCAUCAUCGCCAGAUACCUGUCGACGACACCACAGACACCGCAAAAAUCUGGCAGACGAAUAUCCGCCAAGUCCUCUGCGACGCUUUCCUUCCUAUAGGCUACCCGGACUCCGUCACCCCGGACUACCUGGGCUACCAGACCUACGACUCCCUCCAGGCCUUCUUCUCUACCAUCACCUCCCUCCUCGCCAACCGCGCGAUCCUCCAGGGCCUCGGCGUGGGCGACGCCAACUCUUCCGCCACAUACGCCCUCCUCCUGACCAUCCUCAAGGACGGCAUCUCGCGCGUCGCCACCAUCGCCUUCGCCUACCGCUUCGGUCUGGUCAUCGAGCCAGAGUGCAAGAAGUACCGCUUUCUCGCUGAUAUUUUCAACGACAGCGCGUUCUUCCUGGACCUCUUCUCCCCGCUCUUCGGCACGUGGACGAAGAUCUUCGCGAUCGUCGCUGCGGAGGCUCUGCGCGCCAUGUGCGGAGUCGCCGCCGGCGCAUCCAAGGCCGCGCUCUCGAAGCACUUCGCCCGCAGGAACAACCUCAGCGAGCUCAACGCCAAGGAGUCUUCCCAGGAGACCGCCGUGGGCCUGGUUGGCCUGAUCGUCGGCAGUAUCGUCGUCCGCUACGUCGAGAGUCGGGAGGCCGUCUUCACGCUCAUGGUCAUCCUCGUCUUUGUCCAUCUCGGCAUGAACUACCUUGGCGUCCGCUGCGUCCAGCUCAAUAUCCUCAACCAGCAACGCGCCACGAUUCUCUUCGACGCGUAUCUCAACGGCGGGAAGAUCCUCAGCCCGGCCGAGGUUGCUGCUCGCGAGGCCAUCAUCUUCUGGAAGCCCGUCGUCAGGACGAAGGAUCAGCAGCGCGUUAAGAUCGUCUUUGCCCGGAGCUACGCUGAUGCCAUGGUCCGUGGCGCUACUGCUCAAGUGUUCCGCCCUGUCGUCUACAGAGACUUGGACGAGAAGUCUUCAUCCCAGCUCGUGGUCUGCCGGUCCGGUCCGGUCCCAGUCAUCAAGAUCCUUCUCUAUGGAGACCCUCUCCGCAACGCCAAGAAUAGCACCUCCCUCUUCGCUUGGUACUCGGCCCAGCUUCUUGUUCACCUCGGGCUCGAUACGGAUGCUGUAGAUGAGAAUGCGUAUGGUGAGGCAAGCGAGAGAUUCUUCUUUAAGUUGGAGGAGGCUGGCUGGUGCCUUGACGACACAAACCUGGAUGCAUCUGCGCCGUGGAUGACCAUUGGGAAGACCAAGGAAGAGGACAAGAAGGAGCGCUGA
This is a messenger RNA of Colletotrichum karsti, 1392 nucleotides long. Its product is annotated as duf647 domain-containing protein. The record is from RefSeq and is a predicted model, not a curated record. The transcript has a single exon. The coding region runs from base 1 to 1392 and encodes 463 amino acids. NCBI's taxonomy places the organism in Eukaryota, Fungi, Ascomycota, Sordariomycetes, Glomerellales, Glomerellaceae.